Molecule: messenger RNA, 3418 nt
Organism: Heterocephalus glaber (naked mole-rat)
Lineage: Eukaryota; Metazoa; Chordata; Mammalia; Rodentia; Bathyergidae
Gene: Fbxo47
Product: F-box protein 47
Molecular function (GO): protein binding
Source: RefSeq, a predicted model, not a curated record
UCGGCGUUCGCGAGCGGGAAGCAAGCGGAGCCUAGCGGAGCCUAACCCUCCUCUUCCCGGCGGGAAAACAGGAAAUAUUUUCUCUUUUAAACAUUAAGAAAUUUGAAGAUGAGGCAAAACGUCUAAAUCUCACUUUCCUGUGAUACCUUAGCCGGAAAACUGUCAAAGUCUGUGGAUAAAUUCAUGAGAUUAAAAUAAAAAGGAUGGCAUCUAGAAUAAAUACCAGUUUCACAAGGAUUCCCAAACAGAAGCACAGAUGUAGUAACCGACGAUCCAGCUAUUUUUCCAGCAAACGAGAUUCAGACUCUCAGCACUUAUCAACUCUUGGAAGUUUUAAAGCCUUGCCAUUGGAAGUAUUCCAAAUAAUCUUAAACUAUUUGUCAGUGAGAGAUGUUGGCAUGCUAAGCCUGGCCUCCAAAACAGUUAGCCGGGUCAUUAUCAAUUAUAUUGAAACCUCCUCAGGAAGCAAGAGACUUUUACUACAGGACUUUCAUAACCUUGAGCUGUCUGACAGGAGACAAGACUUCACUAUUCUGGAGUACUACAGAUCUCUAGGUGUACUAUUUAAAAGAUGUACGUUGCUGCUACCCACCAAGGAAAGACUAAAGUGCAUUCACAGGAUACUCUCAGAAGUUGCCUGUUUUAAAUUCAAUGGCUGUGCAGCUCCCAUGCAGUGCUUAGGAUUAUCAUGUUAUGGCAUGAUUUUACAGACCUUGACAGCAGGUUGGGAUGACCGUGAAUGCCAGCGCGUUUAUAACUUCUUAUGUGAGUUGACCAACCUCUCUCGCAAGAUGCAAACUGUUGUCUGUAGCAAACCAGGAAGUGCCCGAAAACUGGAAUUAAGGAUCAGACUAUUCUGUAGGAAUGUCCUGCUUGAUCACUGGAUACAUCAAAGCGAUUCAGCUUUCUGGCUGACACGAAUAUUAAAACCAUGGCCAAUGGUGAAUCAGGCACGGUUACUGUAUAUCAUUUUUGGGCCAACAUCACCUCAGGAUGGACUGGUGGUUUGGCAGAAAAUGACAGAAGCCCCUACAGAUGAACCCAGUCUGAAAGGUUUGGCUGAUGCUAUUAAAUUACUGUAUGAUACAGGUACCAGAGAGUGGACAGCGGAUGAUAUUAUCAGUCUUAUAGAUGAACUGUCAGUGGUUCCCCGAGAGUGGCUGCUGGAGAACAAUGCACACCUCCUGAUCCUCAGUGGGAACAACAUCUGCUUCACAUUCAUGGCUAGUAAGGCUGUGAACGGACGGGCCCUGGAGCUGGCUCGGCUUGUCGUCUUCUUGGCCUUGGUGUGCGAGAAAGAGCUCUACUGCAUGGACUGGGCGGUGAGAAUGAUGCAGAGAGUCAGCCAUGUCUUCAGCACCCCGGCGGAACGCGUGAACUUCCUGGAGAAUGUGGCCAACACGUUUGCCUGCGUGACGAUGGAGAUGCUGCAGUCGGUGAUGUCGGGAGGUCUCGAGGAGGACAACAGAGGCUUCCUGAGCCUGUUCCACCUGGUGCAGGCGCAGGCCAGCUUCCACAAGGAGGUCCUGCGCGUGGCCCUGGACGCCGCUUCCUGAGCGCAGCGCUCAGCCUCCGCCGCUCCCAGGUGCAGCACCGCGGUGUCCUGGAGAUCAGCGCAGGCGGAGACGCGCAAGACGGAGCUGUGGGAAACCCCGUGGCGGUCAGAGGCUGGAGAGAGCGUGGGCCGAGGGAGUGCGAACUGAAUUGAGGGGAAACAGAAAUGGGGCGCAGGGCUCACUGCGCCUCAGCAGGGACAGCGCUCACCUGCGGCUCUGCAGGCUCAGUUAACACCUGCUUUUUGUUGUCCUACUGUGGUUCUGUUGGCAAGAAUUCUUUCCUCCAGAGUUUAUCAUUUGCAGAUUGAUGCAAAAGCAAAGUUUUUGCUUUUAUCCUGGUUUCAUUUUCUUCUUAGUUUAAGAAUUCAUCCAUAACGGGGUGUGGGGUGUAGGGUGUCGCUGGGUGGCAGAGGAGGCAGAGGACAGAAUACAAAGCAGCACCUGGGUGAGCAGCCGCUCCCCUCGGAAUCUGUCUCUCCCCUUCCCUCCUCCCAGGGCCGCUUCCAAGGCCUGAUGGGUGCCUGUACCAAAGCACUGGUAAUUAUGGUUAUUAUUUUGGCGGGAAAGGAAAAACAAAAAAGUAAAAAUGUUAAUAUAUUGAGUAUUUUAAAGGUUUUACUAAAUAAAGUUUCAUUUUCUUAGAGAAACAAAAUUGGCUUUAGGAAGUUUCCUAAAUUCCCCAAGUCUCUACAACAGGUACCUUCAGGAAGUUGAUGGAAGAAGCAUGACUUAAUUCAAAACAUCUCUUUUCGGAAUUUCUUUUCAGGGCUGGGUAUUGAAGCCAGAGCCUGUGCACACGCAGCAGCGCCAUGCUGCUCAGCUGUCCCAGCCACACUUGACUUAAAUUUUGAAUCUUACACCCUUGAACUGACAGAAUUUGCUGCUAUAAAUUCCUUUAAAUUCAUUCUUAUAUAACUCUCAAUAAUUGUGAGAUUAUUAUCUUUCCUUCCCCAGAAAUUUGGACAAAAAUUUAGUUUUUUGUUUCUCGUGUUUGCAGUGCUGGGGACCGGACCCUGGGCCUCGCACAUGGCAAGCCCUGAGUCCUUUGGGUGCAACAGAGGAGUGCUUUCAUAUUCUACCCCGGAGAAGGAAGCUGAGAAGUUCUUUUUUAACAUUAAGAGAUACAUUUGUGACCAAAUUUGCAGUUUCUACAAUUCAGUGACCCAGUUUUUGCUGAAUACAUUGGUCACAGGAGGGAAGAGAGGUGUCCAGGUUGACAGUGGAGUUAACAUGCAAGCGCGGUCUCCCUAGCAUCAGUCCUGAUGCUGGCCCGGAUCUGGCAGCCAGAUGCCACAGAAAAGGGACACGGCCUGCAACACCCAGAAGCAGUCUUAGCCUGGCCUUGCAGUUGCUAACUGCUCGGACUGCUUAGCCUGACCCCACCCCCAUUUUUUCUCUUUUCUUGUUUUUCCUUCCUUCUUUCCAGUACCAGGGAUCAAACCCAGGGCCUUACACAUGCCAGGUGAGCACUGGACCACCAAGCGAUCCCCCCAACUUCAGCCUCUCUCUCUAAAUCAGAAGAUCCGGGCCGGGGAUUUAGCUCAGUGGUUCUGCCGCCUGCCUUGCAAGUGGAAGGACCCGAGUUCGAUCCCUGGUACUAAAAAAAAAAAAAAAAGGAAGAUCCGUCUCCAUUAGCAGCCUGGGCUCCCAGCACUUCUUUCCCCUCUUCUAGCAGUUUCCUCAGUCCAAUUUGACUUGGGUGUGUAGUGUGGUUUUUACUUUACUAGAAAACAAGUUACUGACACAUCAUUAUAUUUAUAUUUAUUAUUGUUAUUAUUGUAUAUUGUUUGGUUUUUGGUUUUUUGAGACAGGGUCUUGCUUUAUACUGCAGGCUGGCCUUGAACUCAUGAUGUAGCCCAGGC